Molecule: messenger RNA, 1649 nt
Organism: Talaromyces stipitatus ATCC 10500
Lineage: Eukaryota; Fungi; Ascomycota; Eurotiomycetes; Eurotiales; Trichocomaceae
Product: KH domain protein
Exons: 9
Coding region: 79-1587 (502 amino acids)
Cellular component (GO): nucleus
Molecular function (GO): RNA binding
Source: RefSeq, a predicted model, not a curated record
GCGACUCCAUCGCCUUCGUCUAAAUACCACUUUAUUCAUAUUUUCCUGGAAUCAGUAAGCCUUGGACACCGGUAUAGCAUGGCAGACGAUGAACGCCGCGCAAAGCGAUCUCGCUUUGAUCAAACCGAACCUGAACCCCGUCGACAAUCCCGUUUCGAUCGCCGUUCACGAUCUCCCGCCUCUCGUCACCCUGAUUCGACUCGUCAGCGUAGUCCGUUGAGUAGAGAACCUCGCAGUCCAGGCGCUGAAGGUUCUGCUAGAUCUUCGGCAGCACCAGAUCCUACGGCGGCAGCAGCUGCUGCCGCUGCUAAGAUUAACGCGCAGUUACAGGCUAAGAAAGGAAUCCAGCAUGUUGACGUACCUCCUAUCCGUUCGAGUGGAAGCCCCGCUGCUAAAACAGGCGUAUCCGCCGACGGUGCUACCAAGCUCGAUAACGAUGUAUACAUUGCCGAUGGAGAUUAUAUCAAAGAUAUCGAUGUGAAUGGCCUGCGUAACCGCUAUGCUCUCACCAGAGGCUCCACGCAGAGAAUGAUUAAAGAAGAAACUGGCGCUGAUGUCACGACCCGCGGUAGUUAUUAUCCGGAUAGGUCUAUGGCCACCCCGUCGAACCCUCCUCUUUACCUCCACGUUACGAGCACCACCAGAGAAGGCCUCGAUAAAGCCGUUGCAAAGAUUGAGGAGCUCAUGAAACAGGAAUUGCCCAAUUUGGUAGACGAACGCCGAUUCCGUCGCCGGGAACAGCCUGAAGUGGAACGUGAUGAAUUUGGACGGAGGAAAUGGCCCGAGGAACGCAUUCCUAUCGACCUCGAGCCAAUCCCCGGCUUUAACUUGCGAGCCCAGGUUGUCGGUCAGGGCGGAGCAUACGUGAAGCAUAUUCAACAAAAGACCGGCUGCAAAGUCCAGAUCAAGGGACGUGGCUCCGGUUUUCGAGAGCAUGGCACCGACCGGGAGAGCGACGAGCCUAUGUAUUUGCAUGUUGCCGGCCCUGAUCCCAAUCAGGUGCAAGUUGCCAAAGAACUUUGUGAAGACUUGCUAUCAAAUGUCCGUGAGCAGUAUCAACGGUUCAAGGAAAACCCUCCUCAACAUGGAUAUGGCGGUUAUGGUCAGCGCGGUGAUCGUCACUAUGGUGGAGGACACGGCGGUGGUGGCUACGGUGGUGGUUACGGCGGAGGUGGUUAUCAACAGCAUAACCAGCAUCAUCAACAGUCACCAUCUGCUACUGCCUCAAUGAGCCCUACGGGAGCAGCCACCCCAGCAGAAAGCACUGCCGGGACCACCAACACUGCUGAUUACGCUGCUCAAUAUUCUCAAUAUUAUAAUGGCCAGGACCCAUACGCAGCUUACGGAGGCUACCAGAACUACGUUGCUUAUUACCAAUACUACCAACAAUGGGCCCAGCAACAGCAACAAGGAGGAGCUCCAGGGGCUCCUGGGGCACCAGACGCUACCGGUGCAGCACCUCCACCUCCCCCAGCUUCUGAAGUCCCACCACCACCACCUCCUGGAGCUGGAUCAGGUUCACCUCCGCCGCCACCUCCCCCAGGUGGUGGAAGUUACAAUGCUGUUCCACCCCCUCCAGGCUUGUAAUCUUGUUUCAAUGCCAUCAUCAGGAGCAAUUUUCAUACACAAUGCGAUAUAACGUUUGUCCA